GAGUGUACGCGAUGGUGGAUGGGAUGCUGCGGGCGACAGUUGCUCUCGGGCCGGACGCUCAACCAUGUUGCGACUCCUGCUUGUCUUAGCUGCGCUAACGCACCUUUCAUUUGAGCGCGAUGUGUACCAUCCUUCGUUGCGCAGCUCUGCCUCGGAGGCGCUGCUUAGCAACAAAGCGGAGAUGCAACCAUCGUACUGGGCGGAGGAGGCUCGCGCGGGCAUCGAGCGGCGGCUGCGGCGGCGCGGCGGGCCGCGCGGGCGCGCGCGCAACGUCGUCAUGUUCCUGGGCGACGGCAUGUCCGUGCCCACGCUGGGCGCCGCGCGCGCGCUGCUCGGCCAGCGACAGGGGCUCACUGGGGAAGAGGCACAGCUUUCUUUUGAACAGUUCCCUACUGUAGGACUAUCCAAGACGUACUGCGUGGACGCGCAGAUAGCAGACUCGGCGUGCACAGCGACGGCGUACCUGUGCGGCGUGAAGACGAACUACGGCACCAUCGGCGUGACGCCGGCGGUGGCGCGCCGCAACUGCUCGCACGCCGCCGACCCCGCCACGCACGUGCGCUCCAUCGCCGCCUGGGCGCUCGACGCGGGCAAGGACGCGGGCAUCGUGACGACGACGCGCGUGACGCACGCGUCGCCGGCGGGCGCGUACGCGCACACGGCGCAGCGCGACUGGGAGGACGACGCCGAGCUGCGGCUGGAGUGCGGCGACGCCGACCCCGCCGCGCGGCAGCGGGACAUCGCGCACCAGCUCGUGCACUCCGCGCCUGGCAACCAGUUUAAGGUAAUCUUGGGAGGAGGAAGGCGUGAGUUUCUACCGAACACGAUGGUGGACGAAGAAGGAACUCCUGGCAAAAGAGCAGAUGGAAAUAACUUAAUCGAAGCAUGGGAAGCAGAUAAACGAGAACGUAAUGUUUCUUACCAAUAUGUAUGGAACCGCAAGCAGUUGAUGCAGUUAUCUCUUUCUCCACCGGAGUAUCUCCUCGGUCUCUUUGAAGGCAAUCACAUGCAAUACCAUAUGCAAGCGGACCCUGAAACUGAGCCAACUCUGGCCGAGUUGACGGAGAUAGCGAUCAGGUCUUUGAACAGAAACGAGAAUGGGUUUUUCCUGUUCGUGGAAGGAGGGCGCAUUGACCACGCGCAUCACGAUAACUACGUAAGCUUGGCGCUCGACGAGACGCUGGAGCUGAGCCGAGCGGUGGCGCGCGCGGCCGAGCUGCUCUCGGAGGAGGACUCGCUGCUGGUGGUGACGGCGGACCACGCGCACGUGAUGGGCUAUAGCGGCUACACGCACCGCGGGAGCGACAUCCUCGGGCUGUCCGACGACCGCGGCGACGACGGCCUGCCCUACACGACGCUGUCUUACAUCAACGGGCCUGGCUACCGUCCGCCCGUGGAUGGUCAUCGUGACGACGUUUCUCAAUACGACUAUAAAGACCCCGAGCUCCGCUUCCCGUCGGGCGUGCCGCUGGAGUCGGAGACGCACGGCGGCGACGACGUGGGCGUGUUCGCGCGCGGGCCGCACCACGACUUGUUCACGGGCGUGUACGAGCAGAGCCAGCUGCCCUUCCUUAUGGCUUACGCUGGCUGCUUCGGGCCGGGCGCGCACGCUUGUGAUGAAACCGAUUAGCCUCAUAGAACUCUAACGAAGGAGUAAUUAAUGUGAUAUUUUUAUUUACAAUAAACAGAUGUUUGCUCAUGAUAUAUAUUUUAAUCAGUAUUACUAAUUUGAAAUUAUUAAUAAACGAGUACGAUGUACACUAUUACU
This is a messenger RNA of Ostrinia furnacalis (Asian corn borer), 1768 nucleotides long. Its product is annotated as membrane-bound alkaline phosphatase-like. Gene Ontology annotation, biological process: dephosphorylation. The transcript is spliced from 6 exons. Gene Ontology annotation, molecular function: alkaline phosphatase activity. The record is from RefSeq and is a predicted model, not a curated record. Lineage: Eukaryota; Metazoa; Arthropoda; Insecta; Lepidoptera; Crambidae. Bases 65 to 1630 code for a protein of 521 amino acids.